Messenger RNA from Phyllostomus discolor (pale spear-nosed bat), 1482 nucleotides. RefSeq names its product olfactory receptor 8K3-like. Gene Ontology annotation, molecular function: odorant binding; G protein-coupled receptor activity; olfactory receptor activity. Lineage: Eukaryota; Metazoa; Chordata; Mammalia; Chiroptera; Phyllostomidae. The transcript has a single exon. Gene Ontology annotation, biological process: G protein-coupled receptor signaling pathway; sensory perception of smell. The coding region runs from base 19 to 960 and encodes 313 amino acids. The record is from RefSeq and is a predicted model, not a curated record. Gene Ontology annotation, cellular component: membrane.
CUUUCCUGAAAAACCUGCAUGGAAACACAGAAUUUAACAGUGUUAAGUGAAUUCAUUCUCACAGGGAUCACAGACCGCCCUGAGCUGCAGGCUCCAUUAUUUGGGCUCUUCUUCCUCAUCUACGUGAUCUCAGUGGUGGGCAACUUGGGCAUGAUCAUCCUCACCAAGGUGGACUCGGGACUCCAGACACCCAUGUACUUCUUUCUCAGACACCUGGCUUUCACUGAUCUUGGUUAUUCAACAACUGUAGGACCUAAAAUGUUAGCAAAUUUUGUUGUGGAUCAAAAUACAAUCUCCUAUUGUUUCUGUGCUAUCCAACUGGCUUUCUUUCUUGUGUUCAUCGUUAGUGAAAUUUUUAUUCUAUCUGCAAUGUCCUAUGACCGCUAUGUGGCCAUCUGUAACCCUCUGCUCUACCCAGUCAUCAUGUCACAAAGGAUAUGUCAGCUGCUGGUGGCUAUUCCCUAUCUCUACAGCACAUUUGUUGCUCUUCUAAUCACCAUCAAGAUUUUUAAUUUAUCUUUCUGUGGCUACAAUGUUGUCCAUCAUUUCUACUGUGACAGUCUCCCCUUGUUAUCUUUGCUCUGCUCAAAUACGCAUGAAAUUGAAAUGAUUAUUCUGAUUUUAGCAGGUUUUGAUUUGAUUUCAUCCCUUCUGAUAGUUCUUGUGUCUUACUUCCUCAUUCUUGUAUCCAUUCUCAGGAUGAACUCUGCUGAGGGUCGGCACAAGGCUUUUUCUACCUGUGGAUCCCACCUGACUGUAGUCGUUGUAUUUUAUGGGACUUUGAUAUUUAUGUAUGUGCAACCCGAGUCCAGUCAUUCCUUUGACAGUGAUAAAGUGGCUUCCAUAGUUUAUACCCUUGUGAUCCCCAUGUUGAAUCCCUUGAUCUACAGCUUGAGGAACAAAGAUGUAAAAUGCGCACUACAAAGGGUAUGGAAAAAGCUAUGUAACACUUUUUCUUAAGGUUUACAUACAGUAUGAUUCCUAUAAACUAGGACCUAGAUUAUGGACUUUAAAUUUUGCUGUAUGUACCUCCUAAAGAGAGAGCAAGCACAAAUGAGUUCAAGAUACAUUUAUCGAUUUUCUUACAGAUGCUAGGCACAUCUAAUUCCUGUAAAUAGAUUAAUGAACAAAAUAGUAAAAAAAAAAAACUUUUCUUCAGUAUACAUUAUAUACUUAAAUUACAUAAGUGUUAUAGUAUAGCAGAAUGUGUUAGGUGGAUAUAGAAAAAAACUGUCAAGGAUUCUGAUGUUUCUUUAUCUAUUAGAAUAAAAUCACAGCAUAAAUAUGUGUGAGUAUGUGUGCCUUUUUCUUUCCUUUGGUUUUAGCUUUCAUACCCUUCUCCGGUAUGUUGCAGAAUUGUACUUACUAAUGGUUAUGUCUGUGAUAUCUGAUGAUUUGAAGUUCUCAGUCAUAUUACUUUGCUCAAAUACCCCUUCCAAACGUUGGGAUCCCACUUUUUCCAUAUUUGAGUCCAUUAACUGA